AUGGCCGACCUCCUAAACAAAAAGCCCAACACCAGCUUCCAGGGCUUGGUCACCACCUGCGUCAUCUUUGUUGCCGUCGGCGGUGUAUCCGCAAUAACGUACGAGUCGCUGCGCCAGCUCAGACGUCUUCCACGCACCCGCUUCUCCCACUUUUGGCGCAAAGAUGCUCAAUGUCGCCAUCCGUCAGGCGGCGUCCACGACAAUCCGGCGCAGGAACGCCAAACGGAUACCUGCGAGGACUGGGAGAUGGGCCAUUUCUACCAUUCGCGCGUCUUCCACGCUUCCACACCAUCCCCGCCGCUCCCACGCUGGCCCUUCGCCUGGGUAAAGCGCGCCAUCUCCUUCACCGACGACUUUUACGCACAGCACACCGGCAUGGACACCGUCGUCUACGUACGCUUCCUCCGCGCCUGCCUCUACUGGGUGCUCCUCCAGAGCAUCACCACCGCCCCUAUCCUCCUAGCCAUCCACAUCCACUUCAGUCGCGGCGUGCAGUCCACCGACAUGGCAAGAGCAUCGCUCUCCUACCUCGUCUCCACGCCCGAACCCGGAUGCGAUAUCUACGGGGACAAAAAGUGCAAGACCGUCGCCAACGAGCAGGGUCGCUCGCUCCUCUGGAUCCACCUCACCCUCCUCUGGUACCUCACCAUCACUUGGAUGCUCGCGCUCUGGUGGAUCGGCAAAGGUUCCCUCCGCGUGCGCAGGACGCAGAUCGAACGCACGCGCCAAAAGGUCAUCGAGGCAAAGCAAAACGCCCACACAGCCCCCGCGGAACCGCUCGAACGAGAUCCACACCAGGCCAUGUCGACCGCACAGGGGUUCGCUUCGGAUAACAGCGAUGGAUGGCGCCAGCGCACCCUCAUGGUCAUGAACCUGCCCGGCACCAUGCGCGACGAGGCCAGCAUCCGUCGCUACUUUGAAGAGUUCUUGCGGCCUGACGACGAUCACGAGGCCGACGACGCACCAUCGCCCGCCAACGAGCACGAGCCACACCACAGCUCGGCCUCCGACUCGGACCAAAACGCUUCUACCACCCCGAACCGCAUCCAGCCGUCGGCCGCUUACUCGUCGGCCCUCAGCGAUGCGCCCAGCGGUCCACAGCCCGACCUCCACCCAGACCGCCACCUCAAGAGCCCCGUGCAGACCGUCGUCCUCGUCCGGAAGAUGAACGAACUCGCUUCAAUGCUCGCGCGUCGACAGGAGGUGCUCACCCAGCUCGAAGGUGCACACAUCAAGCUCGCACAAGAGGUGCUCGUCACCGUCGGUCGACGCACCCUCAAGAUGCGCAAACGCGAGCGUCAGCAGGCUCAGGGCGCCGAGGCACAUCGCCACCACGGCGUCAAACGCGUUGCUUCAUCGGCCCACCGUCUCUUCAACCGCCGCAAGAACUCUGGCCACGCUGAGGAGGGAAGUGACGCCACCUCCGGCGAUUCGACGCCCUCUGAGACGCUCGAUCCGGAUCUUGAGAAGCUCGGGCCAGCACGCCAGUCCACCGCAGGCAAGGCGCUCGAGGAGGAGCUCGCCAGGCGACUCGCUCGCUUCUCUCCCACCAACCGAGGCUUGCACGCCAAACAGGCACAGCAGAUCUACGACUCCAACGCCGACGGAGAACACGAGAUGCCCGAGACCGUCUGGGAGGCACUCAGCGAGCUCCCGCGAGAGCUCCUAGACCCUUUCCAGCCUGCCACCCGGCUCUCCGCCCUCUUCCGCGGCCAGACCGUUCCGACCAUCGACUAUCUGCUCACCAAGCUCAACCUACUCACCGCGCUCGUCACCGAGAUGCGCUCGCGACCGCCCACCAGCUACGAGCCCACUUCCACCGCCUUUGUCACCUUCCGCGACCCGCGACAGGCGCGCAUGGUGUGGCGCGAGCUCAACGACCAGAUCGUCGUCAAGGUCCGCCUCGCUCCCGAGGUCAAGGACCUUGACUGGGAUCGCCUCAUGAAGACAUCCUUCACCGGCGACGUCGUGCGCGGCUUCGGCGUCAGCGUCGUCACUUGGGCCUUCACCAUCUUCUGGGUCAUCAUCGUCAACUUUAUCGUGCUCGGUGUGUUCAGCGUCGACAAGCUCAAGUCUAUCCCCGGCCUUGGCGAGUUUUUCAACGCAAACCCAAAACUCACCGCCUUUGUCACCGUCACGCUGCCGCCGCUGCUCGUUUCUCUCGCCUCCAUGUCGGUGCCCGAGCUCAUCUUCCAGGUCAGCAAGCGCGCACAGGGCUUCGUUACGUUCAGUGCGCUUUACGACAUGUGCCUCGCAAGGUACUGGAAGUUUGUCAUCUGCAACGUCGUCAUCUUCUUCAGCGUCGGGGCCACCGUCAUCGUUACCGUGCUCACCAAGGUCGGGAGCCCGAGUACCAUCGUCAACGACAUUGGCUUCGCCUUUCCAAGUGCCGCACCCUUCUUCGUCUCGUAUCUCAUCCUUCAGCUCGCGCUCCAGUCGGGCUUCGAACACUCGGGCUUCAUGAUCGCGCUCCUCCAGCAUUGGGGCGCUCGCAAGGCCGCAACGCCCAGGCUUCGAGCCAUCAAGACGCUGCCGCGCAACUUCAACAGGUACUACUGGCUGCCGCUCCACAUCAACAUCAUGGCCAUCGUCUUCAUCUUUGCCCUGCUCAAUCCGCUCAUCAUACCCUUUGCACUCGUCUACCUCGCAUUGGCCCUGGUCAUCUUCAAGAAGAACUUCGCAUACCACUAUUAUCGCCGAUUCAACGAGAUGGAAGGCGUCAUCUACUACACUAGGCUGCUGCGCUAUAGCCUAGACGCCAUCGUGGUGAUGCAGGCGGUACUCCUCAUCUUCUUUUCCGUCAUUCGUCCCGGCUCGGUCUACAUUGGCAUGACGGCGGUGCUCAUCCCCAUCACCGUCAUCGUCAAGCUCAUCGCCACGCGCCUGUGGAAGUCGCAGUGCCGCGCCGUCGACGACGAGGAGGCCGAGGCGCUGUGCGGUAUCGACUCGAGGCCGCUGUGGCAAAAGAUGCAGAGGAACGAUCUUGGACCCAGCACGGCCGACGAGGCGAGCAACAGCCGCAGUCCACUCGAUGCGCUCGCUUCGGGCCGCUAUCCGUCCGUAGUGGCACCGCCGCCCACGACGUCGGCGUUCCAACGCGUCUGGCAGCGGCUGCACGACUCUUUCAAUGCCAACGGUCUGGACAAGACGAGCUACCUCGCUGCUGCCCAUGCACGCGGACAGGCGCCAGGCCAUGCCGUCGGAGUCGGAGCCAAGGGCCUUGCCAGAACGCCACGCUAUCUGCUCAAGGAGGGGGCCAAGCACGCCUUCCACUACCGCACAGCCGCCAAGGCCACCCUGGGCAUGGAAGACGCCACCGACUCUCCACGCGCCAGCAUUCGCCCUUCGACCGAGGACAGGCGCGUUGCAGGUCUGCCUCCGACCAGCAAGAUCGAGGCUCAUCCGUACCGCACCUCGCACGAGUCUGGCAAGGCCGAGCACUUUGACGGCGAGGUGCCCAAAGACACAUCGCAAGUGUUCCAUCGCAGCCGAUCGGCCAUGCGCAAGGCGCGCGGCGGCGAACACGUCGUCCACCGUCGUCGCGGCAGUUCGCGCAGCGAGGAGCGCCCGUUCCUCUCGGGCUUUGAUGCCAUCUCUGCCCACGCGCCGCUGCCGAGCGAGGACGACUACGACCUUAGCUUCGAAGACGGCGAUGCGCCAUUCUUGGAGCAUGAUGCCGACGGAGGCCUCGGACGUCAUGCCAGCCGGCGCUCGAGGCGAGGGGCGAGCCGCAAUUACGGCACGCUUCGCAGGAAGCCGAGCCAGCUCGCCACGGUCGCUGAUGACGAGUCGGCUCAGAUUGGCAAGUCCGAACUGCUGGAUCGCGAGCCAGUCGAUGGCCCAUCUGGCUCCGACCCGCUCAGCGAAUAUGCCGAUGGUACCGAGAAGCCAGCUCCUGCAACGUACGCGGGUGCAGGCGGUGCUGCGUACGGGCACUCGUACGGUGGCUCGGAACGAAAAUCGCUCGACUAUCACGAAGACGACGACUCGCUCAAAGGGCGUGCAGUGGUGCGACCCCACCCGCCGGUGCGAUGGGACGACACGCCCAACAACACUGCACGCUACAACAAUCCCUUUUACAAUCAGGAGAUGGACGACUUCCUGUGGCUGCCGCGCAAUCCGCUGGCGCCGAUCGAUCUGUUUGAUACGAUCGAGUGGUACGGGCCUGCUCUCGUCAGCUCGCAGGGCGGCGGCGGUGUGCUGGGUGACUGGGAGGAUGAGCAGGAAGACGACUACGACGACGAGUAUGACAGCGAUUACGAAAAGAAUCACGUCGAUGACAUUCCCCUUGGCGGCGAAGCGGCGACGCUUGCCCGGCGCUCCGAGGGCAUGCUCGAGGGCGACGAGGAGAUUGUGCUGCCCGACCACCUGGCUCGCCACUUGGAAGAGACGCAGAAUGUGGAGGAGGUGGCGGAUCCUGCGGCAAGCGUGCCCAAGCAUCUCAUGGAGGACUACAAGCGUGCCAUCCGGCGCUCGGAACGGGCAGGAUCGGUGAGCAGCGCGGGACGCUCGCCAUCCAGCCUCUUCCGCCGGGGCAGCGAUGUCUCUGCGUCGUCUGCGCGCGGCUAUGGCGGUCCGGCGCUACUGCAAGUGCCUUCACACGGCUCGUGGCGAAGCGCCGAAGGUCCGCAGGCGCCUGCAAGCCCGACUUCGGUGCGCGCCUCGCAGCGACCGGGGACUGGCGGUUCGGAGCCGCUGGCGAGUGUGGCCGAGGCAGGCGUCAUGAUCCCGCGUCGUAGCUCGAGCCGUCGCAAGCGGCGCGAGGAGAGCGGCAACGACGCCGCCGCCGAGGAUGCGCGUGCCGACGGCGAUGCGGAUGCUCGAGACGAGGCGCCGGCGACGGUGGAGCGAAGAAUGUCGCGACGCACGCGACGCGAUGCGUCGGGCGCUCUGAGCGGCUUCUCGGGCGGCACGACGCAGAAGACGGUGACGCUCAAGGCGGCGCUGCGUGCCGAGGCGCUGGAGGAAGAGAGGCGGAUCACACUCAAGGAGAAGCUGGCGUCGAGGAAGGGACGCAAGAAGGCCAACCUGUCGCGCGAUGCGUCUGGCCAACUGGAAGGGCUCGAGGAGGGGCUCACGGAUGGCGAAGAGGGCGAGCGAGGCAUCGAGGCGGGCACCAUCAUGGAGCGGUAUGCGGCGGAGCAUCGACGACGUGCUACGCAGGCGAGCGAGUUUGGCCAGCUGACGCCGCAGCGUGCCGGCGGCGGCAUGCGACGGGAUGCGUCGCAGGGUUCUGCGCUCGUCGACACCUCGUUGCUCGAGAGGAGCGGGAGCAGCGCAUAUACGGGCAAGCGCUUCCGCACGGCGGCGCUGGGCGUGCUGAGCCUGUCGCGACAGACCAAGGCGGAUGCGAAUGCGGCGCAACCGACGUCGAUGGCGAUGCAGGAGCUUGGCGGCGCACCGGCGAGCACGGCAGCGACGAGUGCAGCGGCGCCCGCCAUUGCAGGCCAAGGGGAAGUUGCGCCUGAGCGACCUAGUGGCGUGGCCGAGCGGAGCCUGACCGAGGUAGCGCUGCCUGCCGAGGCGAGCCGGACGACGGCGCUGAACGAGACGGUGGAUGUGGCGGAGUCACACCAGAACUAA
This is a messenger RNA of Moesziomyces antarcticus, 5583 nucleotides long. RefSeq names its product DUF221-domain-containing protein. Gene Ontology annotation, cellular component: plasma membrane. Gene Ontology annotation, molecular function: calcium-activated cation channel activity. The coding region runs from base 1 to 5583 and encodes 1860 amino acids. Lineage: Eukaryota; Fungi; Basidiomycota; Ustilaginomycetes; Ustilaginales; Ustilaginaceae. The record is from RefSeq and is a predicted model, not a curated record. The transcript has a single exon.